AUGCACACCGGAAACACCCCGGAUCGCCAGAUGCCUCAUCUCCCUCAACUCACCGCGAGAAACAUGGCCGAACCCCCAAUGGACCGCGCCGGCUCCCCUCACGGAUCUGAAUACUCCCAGCACUCUCGUCACACCAUGGAAGGUGUUCCACGAUCAUACCCGUCGCCCAGCGCCGGCUCAUACCCCUCUCCCAGCGCCAUGGUCGGCGCCCCGAUGUCCAUGCAAGUUCCUGUCUCUCACAUGGCACCGAUCCUGCCUGGCAUCCCGCAAGAGAUGUCCCAGCACAUGGGCUAUAAGGCGCCCGAGCAGCAGGCACCUCAGCAGCCUGCAAAGGCCUACCCGUGCAGCACCUGCGGCAAGGGCUUCGCCCGCCGCAGCGACCUGGCCCGUCACGAACGCAUUCACAGCGGCAUCCGCCCUCACGUCUGCGACUUCCCCAACUGCGGCAAGCAGUUUAUCCAGCGAUCUGCCCUCACCGUCCACCAGCGUGUCCACACGGGCGAAAAGCCUCACAUGUGUGAGCGGUGCGGCAAGCCUUUCAGCGACAGCAGUUCCCUCGCCCGUCACCGCCGAAUCCACUCCGGCAAGCGUCCAUACAAGUGCCCGUACGCCGACUGCCAAAAGACCUUUACCCGCCGCACCACCCUGACCAGGCAUCAAAACCACCACACCGGCACCGUUGAGGAGGCGGCUGCGGCCACCGCCGCUGCGCUUGCCGCCCGCGGAGCUGCUGCGAAGCCCACCCGCUCCGACGGCGAUGCCAUGUCCAACCGUGGCUCCCCUCUGACGACACCCUCCCCCGGCCAGCGGACCCUGUCAAUGUCUCCCAGCGCGGACAACAUGCACCGUGCCAACGCCGAGUUCCAGUACAUGGGCAACAGCUCCCUCCCCGUGCACCUCCAGCGCGACAUGCACGUCGGCAGCCCUGCGUCGACAACAUCGGCCGGCUACAAUAACGGCAUCCGCCCGACCUCCCACCCUACGGGCUACGGACCUCCUCCCACGCUGGAGCCCAGUGUCGAGCAGCACUCGGGUCCCGGCAGCGCAGGCGGCAGCCCUCACAUGAGCAGCGUCGGCUGGCAGUCCCCGUCUCACGUCCCGUCGCCCUCGCACAGCAGCAACGGCGGCAACGGAUACACCUACCCCGACCCCGACGCGUACCCGUCUGCCCCCUCCCUCGGCGGCCAGAUGUUCUACGGCAACGCUGGCCAGGUCCGCCGCCCCCAGAGCACGGAGCCCCCCGCCGCCUACGAUAUCAAGGGUCGUCAGAGCGAACUGUGGGCGGGCGCCCACUAG
Molecule: messenger RNA, 1296 nt
Organism: Colletotrichum chrysophilum
Lineage: Eukaryota; Fungi; Ascomycota; Sordariomycetes; Glomerellales; Glomerellaceae
Exons: 2
Coding region: 1-1296 (431 amino acids)
Biological process (GO): regulation of transcription by RNA polymerase II
Cellular component (GO): transcription regulator complex; PcG protein complex
Molecular function (GO): DNA-binding transcription factor activity, RNA polymerase II-specific; RNA polymerase II cis-regulatory region sequence-specific DNA binding
Source: RefSeq, a predicted model, not a curated record